AUGGAUCUCAGCAGUCUCCCAACGUCAUUUGGCAAGCAACAGUCUGAACUCCCGGCCAAACCUUCUCAAGAUCGAUCUCGCGGUGGACAUUCUGGCAGAGGUUCUAGAGGCGUAGUAGGGGCGAAUCAGCGAGGAAGAGGUCGGGGACGAGGUGAACGUGAUUCAGGAUGGCAAAAUCAUGCAAGUAGAAAUACAGCAGAGAACGGAUCAUCCGAUCUCCACGGGGGAGUAAAGAGACCCCAUCCACCUUCACCCAACGAUACAGCAUCUAACCGCAACUUCCCUCCCAAUUUCCGACAGAACCAGCAAUUCACAAACAGAGGGGGAAGGGGUCGAGGAGGUGGGCCUCGUACGCAAGAUCAUGGAGGAGAUAGAGGAUUCUGGAAAGAUAGCUUCAUAGAGGAUCCAUGGAAACAGCUGGAAGAGCAGAGAGCGGGAAAACAGAGUACUCUCAAAGUGUAA
Kwoniella shivajii is the source of this 462-nucleotide messenger RNA. RefSeq lists its product as uncharacterized. The coding region runs from base 1 to 462 and encodes 153 amino acids. The record is from RefSeq and is a predicted model, not a curated record. The transcript has 2 exons. NCBI's taxonomy places the organism in Eukaryota, Fungi, Basidiomycota, Tremellomycetes, Tremellales, Cryptococcaceae.